This is a messenger RNA of Ectocarpus siliculosus, 1902 nucleotides long. The record is from the annotation of a GenBank genome assembly. NCBI's taxonomy places the organism in Eukaryota, Phaeophyceae, Ectocarpales, Ectocarpaceae.
AUGAUGAAAGAAAGGGCUAUCAUUAUCAAGGCACUCUCUGAGGUGUCCGCCUUCGGACCUCUUGAUCGUGCCACGUUGGAGCACAUCGCUGAUGGCACCUCGGAGAGAGCGGUGCCGGACGGUGAAGUUGUUGCCGCACAAGAUGCUCUUGCUACGGAGCCGGCGGGCGGUUCUGACGGAGGGUGCGACGGGGCGGUCGGAGGAGGUGAACCGGCUGCUUGCGGGAAGCAACUUCGGCGCCGGAGAGCUUCUGGCAGCGACGAAGAACUGGAGGAAGGAAGCGCGGGGGAGGGCGAAGCGGGAGGAGGUGCCAUGACGCUCGCGGGGGGUGGAGGGAACGCCUUCCCCGACCGCGUGGCCAACGCUGUAAACCGAGUCCCGAUCUUCGCGCCCCUGUCCAUGGAGCAGAAACGCCUCGUGUCGCACGCCCUCCUGGAGGUCCACUUCCGCCCAGGACUCUACAUUUGCGAAGAGGGGAAACCGGGGAGCUCGUUCCACAUUAUCACGUCCGGUACAUGCCGGGUCACGAUCCACGACCCCAACGCUCCCGGACAACGACGGGAGGUCACUAAACUGCACCAAGACGACUUCUUCGGCGAGGUGGCCCUGUUGGAAUCCGGGCUUCGCACAGCUACCGUUGUCGCGGAGACGGACGUCACCUGCCUCAGCUUGACCAGAAGGCACUUCGACCUGUACCUGAAACCUAUCAAGGCGGCUAUCCUAGAAAGCGCGGCGGCCAAGGAGCUCCAGGUGCUGCAGAUGGACGAAGACGAGUUCGACGACGAUAUCGAAGAUCAAUUCGAUGGCAAGCCCGACAAGGCCAGAAACAGCGGGGUAGGGGACGGCGCAGGGGAGGGGGAUGGCAGCGGCGCCGGCGACCGUGGCGAGGAGAAAGGCGGCGGUGGCACUCCUGGGGCCGGGGGCAGCAGGAGCUUCAGGAACCCUAGACGAGGCGGCAGGAGACGAAAGCGGAUUACUUCGUUUCGGGGAGUGGCGACCCAUGCUCUCCGCGUCCAGAGACGAGCCCGAAUCAACUUCUACGACCGAUUCUCCGAUGAUGUGUCGAUACCCUUGUCGCCUGCGAAGGACUCGAGACGGGCCAGCCGAAGACUUAGCGGUAUCUCCGGGCGGUUGCGAGGAAGCCAGAGUAACGGCACCAGUGGUAGCGGACGAUGGAUGUUGGCGAAAGCAGCCACCGUCGCGACGGAUAUAGAAGCAUUGACAAAGAGCAGGGCCACACUGGUAGUGAGAACUAUCGCCAGGAUGAUGGUUCUCGCGCUGGAAAACGAUGCGUACGGCAUACUGCUGGACGAAAUGAUUGACAGGCCAACGACCCUCCCGGAGUGUAACAAGAUCGUCAGCAAGGUGCUCUGCGAAGAUCUCCGCAAAUGGGACGUCGCUUACGAUCUCAUCAGGGCUACGGCCCGACGGGGACUACGGAAGACAUCCACCAGGCUCAAGGAAGGAGAGCUUGCGGUGCUGUCGGGUAUGUUCCGCAUACAUCCCCUCCUUCGGCAACGUCACUGCACGGAGUGGCCAGAGUACCAUUGGUCGGAGGUUUGCAAGCACAUGCGGCUCGAGGAAGUUCGAAGCUUGGACAAGGUGUAUGUGCACGGCGCGCAUGGGACCAAAUGCUACGUCCUGUUAAGGGGCUUGGCGAGAGUACUGCAGCCCGAGGAGGACCCCAACACCGGGGUCGUUCGCUACGUUCCCGACGCGGACCUUGGUCCGGGAGACCUGUUCGGCGACGACGUGCUUCGAGGUGUGCCGAAGCGACCUAACUCGGUGGUGGCGGUGACGGACUGCGAGUUUGCCGUUUUGGACGAGUCGGACUACACGACGGUCAAGGACAGAGGGCUCUCCAAGAUGUCACUCGACGACAAAUGUCACUUCCUGAAUUAG